AUGUAUCCAGUGGCUGUUCCUGCACCAGGAGGUGAAGGAAAUAAUGGACAACAUGGGAAAAUUAUUUUUUUCCUUUUUGUUUUGGGAGCUGUGUUGCUCUGCGCUGGAUUCCUGCUGUCUGUCUUUAUUCUCCAGUCAUGCCCAUCUGGAACCUUCAGUGACUGCAGUGAGGUCCUUAAGGCUGCUGGGCCUGUGCUGGCUAUAGCUGGACUGGUUUGUGUUUUACUGGCACGAUCAAGGGCCAGACUGUAUAUAAGACAAAGGCAGCUGCAAAAUGAGCAGGUGUACAGCCUUGUUUUCUGUCGUGGGAGCUGCCAGUUUGCCCAGUUUCUCAUAUUUGGAUUCCUGUUCUUAACUAGUGGAAUGCUAAUUAGCAUCCUGGGCAUUUGGGUUCCUGGCUGCAGCCCCAGCUGGCACAGCAUACAGCUCAACCACACCGACAGUUCUGAUGUGGACCUCCAGGGCUGUGGACUCCUGUCACUUCAAAUCAUGGGACCUUUGAUUGUGCUUACUGGGUUGUGUUUCUUCGUGAUAGCUCAUGUUAAAAAGAAACAAAACUUAAAUCUCAAUCAAGAAUCUUGCGAAAGUGAAGAACAUACUCAGAGUCCUGAAUCUUUUCAGGUCAUAGUAGGCGAUGCUGUAAUGGUAUUCCCACCUCCACCACCUCCUUAUUUUGCUGACCCUGUGUCACCAACUGUGACACAUUGUCUUGUGUCAAGUGGUUUGCCUACAAGUGAAAGUCCUCCACCAUACCACUCUAUCUUCAGUGAUGGAGCACUGCUUGCGGACGAUGAAAGGACAGUUGCUGUUAGAGACUAUGAAACCAUAUAUACAAUUUCUGGAAGCAGCUCACCUUCAGACAUUUUUCCAAUGCUAUACCUUUCCUCUGAAUCACCUCCAAAAUACGAAGAAAAAGCAUCAAUAAAAAAUAAUGAAUGUUCUUCAUCUUCUUCACGUAUUUCCCUAGCCACAUCUGACACCAGCUCAUAG
Messenger RNA from Indicator indicator, 990 nucleotides. It is a transcript of the gene TMEM171, whose product is annotated as transmembrane protein 171. The record is from RefSeq and is a predicted model, not a curated record. Bases 1 to 990 code for a protein of 329 amino acids. Lineage: Eukaryota; Metazoa; Chordata; Aves; Piciformes; Indicatoridae. The transcript is spliced from 3 exons.